Molecule: messenger RNA, 1191 nt
Organism: Ictalurus punctatus (channel catfish)
Lineage: Eukaryota; Metazoa; Chordata; Actinopteri; Siluriformes; Ictaluridae
Product: prostaglandin reductase 1-like
Biological process (GO): prostaglandin metabolic process
Cellular component (GO): cytoplasm
Molecular function (GO): 2-alkenal reductase [NAD(P)H] activity; 15-oxoprostaglandin 13-reductase [NAD(P)+] activity
Source: RefSeq, a predicted model, not a curated record
AUGUAGCGUAAGCCUAUGAGAAAAAAGGAUAAAGGCAAGAGCCAGUCUAAAACAAACACACACGGAACAGGGUCCGUUCAGUGGCGUAGAAUUGCACAGACAUCUAUAGCAGUUACCUCAAGCAAAAAUAUGGUCCAAGCCAAGACGUGGAUACUGAAGCAGUACUUUGAGGGUUUUCCUAAAGACAGUGACUUUGAGCUGAAGCUGGAGCAGCUGCCUGAGCCAAAAGAUGGAGAAGUACUUUUGGAAGCAGUGUUCCUAAGCGUGGAUCCAUACAUGCGGCCUUUUAGUAGUGUGCGAAUGCAGCCAGGAGAUGUGAUGAUCGGAGCGCAAGUGGCCAAAGUAAUUCAGAGUAAAAACCCAGCAUUUCCUGAGGGCAGUCAUGUAGUUGGCCGGUGCGCAACACACACAAUAUCCGAUGGAACCAGUUUCACCCGGGUCCUGAGCGACUGGCCUCAGACUGUUCCUCUUUCUCUUGCUCUUGGCGCCAUCGGCAUGCCAGGGCUGACUGGUCUAUAUGGUUUAGAAGAGGUUUUGGCCAUUAAACCGGGGGAGACCCUCCUGGUGAACGCGGCGGCUGGUGCUGUUGGGAGCGUUGUGGGUCAGAUUGCUAAACUGAAAGGAUGUAAAGUGGUGGCUUCAGCUGGGAGUGAUGCUAAAGUGGCCUAUCUGAAAGAGCUGGGUUUUGACUAUGCCUUCAACUACAAAACUGUGUCCUCUCUGGAGGAAGCUCUAAAACAAGCCUCACCAGAGGGAUACGAGUGCUACUUUGAUAAUGUUGGUGGGCAUUUCUCCAGUGUUGCGCUUUCACAGAUGAAGACGUUUGGAAGGAUCGCUGUUUGUGGAGGAAUUUCCCUUUACAAUGAUAAAGAACCCCAAACAGGUCCUUAUCCACACCUGCCUAUACUCUUUAAGGAGUUGCGGAUGGAGGGCUUCUUGGUGGGGAGAUGGGCGCAUAAGAAUGAGGAGUCUCUGAAAAGGCUGUUGACUUGGCUGCAGGAGGGAAAGCUGAAGUGUAGAGAGCAUGUGACUGUGGGUUUUGAGAACAUGCCAGCUGCCUUCAUGGGGAUGCUGCAGGGAGAAAACCUCGGGAAAGCCAUUGUUAAAGUCUGAAAGCUUCUUUCUUCUGGCUCAGACUUGUGAAACUGUCCCCUGCUACACAUGUAAUAAAAUCUUGGGUUUGUCUUUGUA